AUGGACCUCCCUAUUUUGACUACAGUCCUUCUAGGACUUGUCCUGACUCCAGCCCUUGCUGAUCACCAUCAACAGACUGAAAUAAGCAAGAAAAUCUCCAUUAGUGGAGGCUACCAAAUUAUGACCAUCAAUAGGAAAUGGCUGGUGGCAAGUGUUGAGCAACAGACCAACCAUGAGUACUGGAAAACCAUCUGGAACUAUGACACAGGUUUUAUGGCAACCAAAGUGCUGCCAGAGAGAGCUUGCUACAUUUCCCUGAUGAACAGCACAGAGAUGCCCAGCUUUGAUGGACUUCCCCAGCUGGCUGCAGACAUCAGGGAUCACCCCAGACCCCCUGCAAAGGAGAUCUCCUUCACCCUGAUCAGGAGAGCCAUCCGUGACCUGGAAUCAUACGGGCCAGACAUCUUCUCCAUGUGCAGAGGGCUCUCAACUUUCGUGGCCUAUGAAGUUGGGGGACCCCAAUUCAAUCUUGGAUCGUGCCUCAAGCUCGAUGUUCUUCAAUAUUUGGCCCUCACCUACUGCCACAACGAUAACUUUGUGUAAACCAGGCCUUUCCUGGGCUGCUCCCUGGCAUCUCUUCUUCCCAGAGGUUCCUUCCUGAGGUACAGAUCUGUUGGUGAGCAGAGCUAGCAAUUAA
This is a messenger RNA of Haemorhous mexicanus (house finch), 637 nucleotides long. RefSeq names its product gastrokine-1-like. NCBI's taxonomy places the organism in Eukaryota, Metazoa, Chordata, Aves, Passeriformes, Fringillidae. Gene Ontology annotation, biological process: regulation of cell population proliferation. The coding region runs from base 1 to 543 and encodes 180 amino acids. The record is from RefSeq and is a predicted model, not a curated record. The transcript has 6 exons.